Neoarius graeffei (lesser salmon catfish) is the source of this 3569-nucleotide messenger RNA. RefSeq names its product CD99 molecule-like 2 (gene cd99l2). NCBI's taxonomy places the organism in Eukaryota, Metazoa, Chordata, Actinopteri, Siluriformes, Ariidae. The transcript has 11 exons. Bases 136 to 864 code for a protein of 242 amino acids. The record is from RefSeq and is a predicted model, not a curated record.
UCUCUCUGCAGCGGUUUGGCGCAGCAGCGGUUUUGACUCUCGGCUGUCGCUCAGUCUUCUGUCUCUAACUCGGGUCUGAAAAAGGAAACCUUCCCGACGCAGACACUGAGAGAAAACACUGCCGGGCUCUGAACCAUGCGGAGGUUUUCGGUGUGGCCUCUUUUGGCCCUUUUUUCCCUGUUAGCGCUGGGAGGUCUGGCACAGGAGUUAAGUCUAUUGGAUGCUUUAGGUGGUGAUGACAAAGUGACACCGUCUCCUACUCCAGGUCCCAAGGCAAACGGAAAACCUGGUGGAGAUGUCCCUACCCAAAAGCCUCCUGUCAAGCCCAAUGACCCUGUUAAACCCAAAGAUCCUGUCAAGCCCAAAGACCCAGUUAAGCCUACUACCAAACCCAAGCAAGGUCCACGUGGAUUUGAACUGAUUGAUGCGGUCCCUGACCCUGAAAAAGGCGGAGGUGACAACGGGCCCGGUACUGGAGGUGGAAAAGGUGGAGGCCAGUUUACAAAUGAUGACCUAAUGAAUGAGAUUAAAGAUGGUGGCUACCAGCCGGACAAAGGGACAGGAGGACCAGGAGGUUCAGGUGGUGUUGUGGACCCUGCUGAUGACGGUGAUUAUGACAGCAUGGCAGAGACUGGAACCAUUGCUGGUAUUGUAAGUGCUGUUGCCAUGGCGCUGGUUGGUGCAGUCAGCAGUUAUAUCUCUUACCAGAAGAAGAAGCUAUGCUUCAGCAUACAGCAGAGUCUGAAUGCAGAUAUGGUGAAAGCAGAGAAUCCAGAAGCCGUCGUGGCUCAGGAGCCUCAAGUUCAACAAACUCUCCUGCAGCCCCCCAACGCUGAGCCGCCCACAGAAGACAAUGCGGUGUAACCUGUGAUGCAUCUCCCAGCCUGAAGAGGGAGCAGUACUCAACGCACACUCUCCGUGGGGAAAAACAUCUCCUGUCACAAAGUCAGACUUUCUGUGAAUAUUUAACUGUUUGCCUUCAUCGUCACUAAUACGACUGUUUACAAUAUUGUUCCUCUGAAGUUGGAAAUUUGUGCAGAAGUUUAACGUGUUGCUAAUUGAAAGUACAAACUCUGAGACAAGCUAUUAGUGCUGCUCCAGCUUUUUGUUUCCAUCACACGUUUGUGUGAAAGCAUCACUGUGUAACUCGUGCAUCGUUUAAUUCACGUUUUGUGAUCGGAUUCUCCAUAUAAAUGUUAAAACAAGUACUUCUAUAGAAAUCGCUUUCGAGCAGGGGAGCCUGACUGCGGUCCUGUAUGAUUACAGUCCAGAAGCGUUUGUAAAUUUUCCUGAAUCGCACCUGAUUUAACCCCUCGCGUCAUUAGGCAGGAGUGUUAGAAGAGAGAAAUAAUCCCAUUGUGCAUGACUGACUCCAGGAAUUCAGGCCCACAGCCAGGCUCCCCGGAUUUAUAAAUCAUUGAUGACGGUGACCGUAAAGUAAUUCCCAGUUGCGAAAGAUUUAUCUUUUACCAGCACCCUUCUUAUUUAAAAAAAUAAUAAUAAUGAUUUGUGCCCUGGCUCCCCCCCUCCCCAAGAGCCAUGUGAAUCAAUUGUGUGUGUGUGUGUGUGUGUGUGUAUAUAGGCAGCUUUUUUGUGCACUGGAAUUGAACAGGACUUUUGAGAAGCUUAGAGAAAACUGAAGGUAGCUGCUCACAGUUUAAUUUGCUUUUAAAAAGUGACUGGCAAUUGGAAGUGAGCUUACAUGUAUCAAAAGGUGAUUGUGUUGAAGAAACCUUGAUCAAUCUUUGCUAACUUGCUCCGUUUUGUGAGAGAGAGAGAGAGAGAGAGAGAGAGAGAGAGAGAGAGAGAGCACGUGUUUACUGGUAUAACAGUGGUAGCAUUUUCAGAGGCGAGCUUACUGUAAUAAAGACGCCCAAGUAUACUUGUUUGGAGUAUGUAGAAACUAAAGUCUUACAUGUUAGCACAAACAUGUUAUGUUUUUUUUUCCUUAUUAGGGAAUUUGCCGUGUUGGAAAUUUUUUAAAAGAUAUUGUGCUUGUAAAAUGUGCUUUGCGUGUUAUUCAUGUUUGUACUCGAAUGGUUGUAUCCGUGUAUCUUUAUAUUACACUUGUAGCAGUGUAGCUACAGUACAAUAGAUUUUGUUAGCCGUUACAUUUAUAGUCAUUAAGUGUUUGGGCUUAGAUUUUUGUCUUUUGAUCCCUUUUUACAGUUUUGCUGUGUCGGCUGUGUUCCAGUCGUUCUCCGUUUAGUAACUUUCCUCCCUUCAUUCAGACAUUGCGUUUUGAAAAGGUCUUAUUAGCCGUGCUGUGUGAACAAUUACUUUCCUCAGCUUUGGAGUUCGCUGUAGGGCCUGGAGGCUUUUGGAGAUUGAAGAGGAGGAAAUAAGUUUCGGAACACAGCCCUGCUUUCCUUUCCGAGGUUCCCCAGCGGUUUCCUUCACCUGUCACCUCCUUGCCGAGCUCAAUCCUGCUGCACCUUCUCUAUCGUUUAAACCACAAGCUGCUGGUGCUUCAUUUCUUAGGCCUUAUAUCCUGUUAAGUGGCCAUACUAUCGCAAAGGAGAGUUCAGUAUGCUGACUGUUCUGAGCAGUUCAGUUCAGCUGAACGUGUAUGUGGUUAAACUCUUGGUAGGACAGUCCAGUCCGUUACAGAAGAACACAAACCGAACAUCCACAACGCUUCUACGAAAUAACGGCUGAAUGUCCGCUUGUACACAACACUUCAACAACGUCACGUCCUAUCGAGAGCGCCAGUCGAUGUUUAUAAUCUAACCGAAUGUAAUGUUUUUUACUCUGCUGCAAUUUUCGUGACCACUUUAACAUGGCACCUCUGCUGUUACUUUUGGCAAAAAUGUAAAACACCAAAGACAAGGCAACGAUGACAGGAUCUUGUUUUUUGUGUUUUUGCCUCAGAUUCUGGCGACUGUUCAGACUUGGUUUGUAGCGAAACUUCAAAUUCACAAAUGCCUUGGAAAAAUGUACAUUUUCAACAGUGUGUUCUUGGUAACUGAUUUAAAUUUCCCCUGCAUAGUGGAUUUUAAGGAUUCACUGUGAUCAGUGUGGCUAUGUCUGUGAAUCAGGUUACUGAAAAGGCCAUGAGUUGGUGGUUGCAUUUGGUUUCUAAGGAAUUCUGGGCUCUCGGUGUCUUUUUGGAUAGGAACCGCAAAACUUUCUAUAAGGGUGAAAACAGAUGCAUGCUUAGAUUCUUUAGCUGUAGACAGUUUUCUUGCGUACUGCAUUGACGUAUGAAGUUUGGACGGGUUCUGUAGGAAGAGAAUUUUCUGAAGUGUUUUGGAUUUGCACUGCCAGUGAAGUGACGUUUACCACCAACACCACAGAUCAAACUGAAAGGUUCUACAGUAGGACUUUGCUUCGUCUCACCACGUGCCUGUACCCUUCAGUCCAAACUCAUUGCUGAGACGCAGACUCCAUCAUGUGAAGGCAAGAGGUUAUUUAAGAGCUACUAGGGUUAAGAUCUUCACUGCUUCAUCGGUUUUCUACUUGUAUUUGGCACUAAAGAUCUGUUUUAAGUCUCAACUUUCACUGGCAAUAACUGAUAGAAAGAUGAUCAUGAAGAACAAAAAAAAAUAAAUAAAAAGACUGAAAAUUAA